This is a messenger RNA of Coregonus clupeaformis (lake whitefish), 3377 nucleotides long. Its product is annotated as cold shock domain-containing protein C2. Gene Ontology annotation, cellular component: cytoplasm. The record is from RefSeq and is a predicted model, not a curated record. Gene Ontology annotation, molecular function: mRNA 3'-UTR binding. Bases 764 to 1243 code for a protein of 159 amino acids. Gene Ontology annotation, biological process: regulation of mRNA stability. NCBI's taxonomy places the organism in Eukaryota, Metazoa, Chordata, Actinopteri, Salmoniformes, Salmonidae. The transcript is spliced from 4 exons.
AUCAACAUUCAGGGUUCGACCCACCCAGUUUAUAAUUGUGAAUAGGACAUGUAUCCCAAAAAGAUCAUACAAAAAUUAUAGUUCUUGGGAAGGACUGUCAUGAACCCACAAGCACUAUACCUCAAUGUAAUUUGUGUAUUUUAGUGGGUGGGAAGUCUGGCUUCUGAAGCACCUAACAACAUUUUUUAUAAACCAUAGAAGCCAGAUUCUUCCAGGCCAAAUGAAUGUAUCAUAUUCUGAUCUUGAUUUAGGUUAUUUUUACUUACACCGUUACAUGAAGGAAUACAUCAGUAUAGUUUACAAUACGAAUACCUCAUUGUUUAAUGUAAUAACUGCUUUGACGUGUAUGAGCAUAGCAGUCUUGUUAUGACAACAAAUCUAUCGGCAUCACAAACAUCACGCCCAUUCUCUCGACUCUACAGUGGACAAUCAGCCAGCGGCAGCUGCGCAGCCUCAGCAACACCCCGCAGAUCAGGGUAUUCCGCGGCACUACGCGGAUUUAUUGGAGUUAUUUAUUUAAUUAAUGUUAUAUAAUAGUAACUGCCAAGGCGCACACACCCGUCCUCUACCGACAAACGGACUCUAGCAAUGCACAGGCCCGUUAAGAAACCUGCUGAAACAAACUGACCUGUGUACCUGAUAGCAAGAGAUAUUAAAACAGAGACAGUGAGCAGACAAACACAUAACUGGAGUGUCAGCAUCAGGCCAAGUGGUGAAGAACCAGAAGAGUGGUAAGAAGAGCGACCUGGCCCGUGCCUCAGCCAUGGCAGACCCCAGCAUGACGUCCCCCUCAGAGGCCCCUCUGCGCUCCCCCCGGGCUGCGCCCCUUUCCCUCUCCUUCCCCUUCUUGAGGGAGGGCAGCCGUGUGUGGGAAAGGGGAGCGCCACCCCAGCCCCGGUCACUGCCCAGCCCACUGCCCACCAAACGCACCCGCACCUACUCAGCCACGGUGCGGGCCACCUCAGGGCCAGCAUUUAAGGGCGUGUGCAAGAGCUUCUGCAGGUCACAAGGUCAUGGCUUCAUCCGCCCCACCAAUGGCGGAGAUGACAUCUUUGUUCACAUCUCGGAUAUCGAGGGCGAGUAUGUCCCAGUAGAAGGAGAUGAGGUCACAUACAAAGUCUCCCGGAUCCCACCCAAAAACCUGAAGGUCCAGGCCGUGGAGGUGAAGAUCGUUCAUCUGAACCCAGGGACGAAGCAUGAGACCUGGUCUGGCCAGAUCAUCAGCCAGCUAGAGGAGAGCUAGGCUUCAGCGCUGACCUGUUUGUCUACACUUGGGUACAGGGAGGGCUAGGGUGGGAAGGGUGAGGGGUCUGGCUAGGGCAGGCAGGGACAGCCAACUGGUGCUGGAGAGUCUGUCUAAAUCAGGUGUACUACAGCUGGGCUGGAACAAAACCAUAGAUACACUGACUGGCUCCUCAGGACACAAGUUGGCCAUUCGUGAACUAGGAUGUGGUUGGUACAGACUGGAUUGAUAAGUCAUAAAAGCAAGUAAGGGAGGAGAAUAUGUUAAAUCUGAAGGUACUGGAAGUGGGUGAGGGGACAGAGCGGAGUGGUAGAGGAAAUAGAAUGAGAAAUCCGACACCAUUUUGAGGAGAAGCAUUACUAUUGGUGUGAAAUCAAAAUGAGGUUGGAGAGAAAAGAACUGAUGAGGGUUUAGAGUUACAGAAUCGGAAACGUCUGAUUGAGAGAGCAACCAUCUUUGUAUGUUUGCCUUUUAUUUAUAUAUAUAUUUAUUUGAUCAUUUUGUUUAGAUUUUUUUGUAUCCAUUAGUUUUGAGGUUACUGGAUUUAAGUUUUGGACAUUGUAGUUAAAAGAUUGCACUUAAAAACUUGAACUUCCAUUCCGAAAUACUGCCAAACCGACUACAACUCCCAUUAGGCUUUAUCAUGUAGCAAUUUGUAGUCCUGUUUGCAAAUUCUAACUCACCAUGAUGGUAUGAGCAAAUUACUAUAAGGUUUUUGAAACUCUUUCUGAAUCUCUUUUCUAUUGUCUGAGAGACACUGUAACACACUGUCAAUGGAAUUGAAAUACAUUUAAAUGUAUUUGUUAAAAUUCUGAUAUGGUCAUUUGAUUUUUACUGAACUGUUAUUUGAAUUUGUUUCAUGUCUGCCCAUUAUGUUUAGCAUUUCUCCAUAUCUAUGCUAUUUCUAUGCAUUUUUCUAUCCUUCAUUCUUACUCUUCUGGGGUAUUUUAUUUCAUAUUUUAGUUUCAGUUAAAAUGCCAGAUUUUCCAUUGGUCACAGUUCAGAGCAUUUUCUGUUAGACAAGCCACUGUGGCUAUAGUUUACCGUCAUUUCUAUGUGAGCCUUGAAAGCACACUAAAAACAUUUUAUGAUUCACAAUUAUGGUGGCUGUUAUCCUUAUUUAGUAUUUAUCCAUUUAUCUUUGGAGUUAAGGGUGUACAAAGUCUGUGACAUUAGAAUGACAUGCCUAUGUCUUAGUUAUACUUUCCAUCUGUUGUACAAAAAACAAUGAGUCGCAAUUGUCGCAAUGAUUUUAAAAAAUGUAUUACAAUGAACGUACAUAUACAUAGUUCAAAUGAAUACAGUACUCAACAAUCACAUGAUGAUUUCACAAUUAGUGUAUGUUGAUCAAACUGUACAAGUGAGUCCUCUUGACCUUUAUCACAGACGGUUGUGGGAGUGUUACAUUUACUAAGGAGGUCAUCUGAUCCCACAAACAUCCGCAGACUUGGGCAAUAGCAUAAUAAUCAGGUCAAGAAGGCACCAAUUCAUAACCACAACACAUGGUUUAUGAAGGUGACAUCAAAUGCUAAAUAUUUAAUUUCAGUUUAUCUGUUAGGUCACUUAAAAUGUGUGAAUAUUUGGGACAAAGACUGUUAUAAAGAAUAGUCUAUGUAAAAUCCAGAAUUACAUUAUAACUUUCAAAUUAACCCUGAUAAGCCAAAAACAUGGCCUAUGCUUUAUAUCAUACUGUGACCAGGUCACACCUUCAUUGGUUCAUUAAUAAAGUCACAAUCAAUCACUCAUGGGCCUUAUCUGAAAUAAAUAAAUUAUAGAAUAAAACAUAAUUGCUUAGAUUUGUCAUUCAGGAAGGUCUAAUGGCCUUUGGCAGAAGGGUCAAGACAUCCAGAUGAUUGGAUUUGUAGCAGACGUCAUUAACCUUUUAAGAUACAACUAAAGGAUGUGUGCCUGUGAAUAUACUGGGUAGGAAUUGAAGAGGGUGUUUAAACCAUCUGUGAGAUCCAGUUCUUAUAGCGGUGCAGACUGAAGUAGCCAGAAUCAUUUAUAUGCAAUUGCAUAGAUGAGGCAAGACAUCUCUCUACAGUGCCUAUACUCUUAUAAAAAAGGUGCUAUCUAGAACCUAAAAUGGUUAUUUGGCUGUCCCCAUAGGAGAAACCUUUGAAGAACCCUUUUG